Molecule: messenger RNA, 237 nt
Organism: Filobasidium floriforme
Lineage: Eukaryota; Fungi; Basidiomycota; Tremellomycetes; Filobasidiales; Filobasidiaceae
Exons: 1
Source: RefSeq, a predicted model, not a curated record
CGCCUUGUUAUGGGGUUUUUGCGGUCACAGAACGUCCUCGUGACUCGACAACAGGUCCGAACUAUCAUGCAAGCACGAGACCCUGAGAGAAACGGGUUACGGAGGGCUCAAGUGCUUCGCCGUAGGGAUUAUGACGUCCCGUUCAUCAAUUCUCUGUGGCAUAUGGACGGCCAACACAAGUUGAUCAAUUGGAAGUUUGUCAUACAUGGAGCAGUAGACGGAAAGAGUCGCUUGAUU